This is a messenger RNA of Purpureocillium lilacinum, 2163 nucleotides long. RefSeq names its product fungal specific transcription factor. Lineage: Eukaryota; Fungi; Ascomycota; Sordariomycetes; Hypocreales; Ophiocordycipitaceae. The record is from RefSeq and is a predicted model, not a curated record. Gene Ontology annotation, molecular function: DNA binding; DNA-binding transcription factor activity, RNA polymerase II-specific; zinc ion binding. Gene Ontology annotation, biological process: DNA-templated transcription. Gene Ontology annotation, cellular component: nucleus.
AUGGCGCACAACGCAUCCGUCCAGCGCACGGCGCCCAUAGCCAUCGCACCCAAGCCGCCGCGGCCUGAGCAACCACCCCGGCGCCAGGACAGCCUGCACCGGUUCGAAAUAGGGCCGGCCAGCCUGCAGACUGCCGAGUCGACAUCCUUCUCCGGAUCCGUGGCCCCACCUUGCCAGGCCUGCCGGUUCUCUGGCACGAAGUGCGUUCUCGGCGAUGACGAGGAUGGCUGUGUGCCCUGUCAGAACAACGGCUCCGAGUGCUCGCUGUCUUCCAGUCCGCAGUCACGGAAACGGAAAUUGAACGGCGACUCUUCCAACGACGGAGGUUUAGGGAAGCGAAGUUCCCCUGGCAUAUCUGCCCGGCGGCUGCAAAACUCGAGUCUCUCAAGUACUGCCGCUAGCAGCUCCUUCCUCGAGGACAUGGCCAAUGUCGGUGGCCCGACGAUGCUCAAGCGUACCUUGGGCCUGCAGAAUGACCGGUACAGCCAGUACAUCGGUCCGACAACCGACUUUGAGCCGUCUCUGAUCAACCUGUCCACCUUCGACCCCCAGGAUGAGAGCCUGCUGUCGAGAGGCACCCUCCGCAAGGUCAGCGACAUUGACACGUUCUUGAUGUUGCCGGAUCAUGCCACGCCAGGCUUUGAACACAUUAUCCAGGACGCCGACGCCAUAGAAGCGGUCGUCGCGCCCCAUGGACGGAAACUGAUCGACCUGUACUUCCGAAUCGUCCACCCGGCCUUUCCGAUCAUCCAGAAGCACGUGUUUCUGGAAAAGUACGAGCGGUCGCAUCGGGAAUUUUCGCCUCCGAUCUUGGCUGCCGUCUACAUCCUGGCCAUCAAUUGGUGGGAGCAGAGUGAAGACCUGUCUUCACUACCUCGACCCAAUGUGCAAGAGCUCGAAAGGUUGAUUCGCCGGACGCUAGCGGAUGCCAUGAACAGGCCAAAGCUGUCAACCAUCCAGGCUGGUCUCUUGCUUUCACAACGACCCGAGGGUGACCAGUGGGCUCCGACUGCGCAGCUUGUUGCCAUCGGACAGGAGCUCGGUCUGCACCUGGACUGCUCCAACUGGAAAAUCCCACCCUGGGAGAAGGGCUUGAGGCGGAGGCUCGCUUGGGCGCUGUACAUGCAAGACAAGUGGGGAGCUCUGGUUCACGGUCGCCCGUCGCACAUCUGCUCGUCGAAUUGGGGCGUCCGACCCCUUUCGCCCAACGACUUCCCCGACGUCGAGUGGGACGAGAACGAGUCGGACGAGAAGGAGGACAUUGAGCGAGGACGGCUUCUGUUCACCCGUGUCGUGCAGCUUUCGGGCAUUCUGGCCGAGAUCCUCGAGACGUUUUACACGCUGCAGUCGACCACGACAAUCUCCGACGCGGGUCAGCAGGGCACUCACCUGGUGUUGUCCAUGGCCAAACCCGUGCAGCUGAAGCUCAAGGAAUGGUAUGGCGGGUUGCCUGCAACGCUCCGCCUGGAGUCGUACUCGAGCAGCAGCUAUUCGCCGUCACGGGCGACGACGAACAGGCUGUCGAGUAUCGGCUACCUCCACCUGGCCUAUUUUGCCACGGAGAUUACGCUUCAUCGGCGAAUCAUUCGGUCCCUGGCGUCCAACUCGUCUUCCGUGGACUCUUACGUCCAGCAUAUCUGCCGCAGUGCGGCGAAGGCGCGCCUCAUCUCGGCCAUGGACUUUGUCAACCGGUUGACGCCCAGUCACCUGAGUUCCUUCUGGUACUUUGCGUCCAAGACAAACUUUGCCCUCAUCGGGACGUUUGGCUCGCUGCUGUGGGCGACGUCUCCUGGCCGUGAAGAGGCCGACUGGUACCGGAGACGGCUCGGCGAGUAUCGAUGGACGCUGUCGGUGAGCUCGAAGCCGGGCGAGAACAGGAACCUGACCGAGUUCGCCAUGACCAUGCUGGACAUCUCGACGGGCCUCUUGAAGAAGCUACCCGAGAAGCCGUCGAUGAGUCGCAGUGGCAGCCUGGCGGACAUGUCGGCGCCGUCGGUGCCGUCGUCAUUCCCGGGUUCAUUUGUGGGCUCCUUCGCCGGCGGCAGCAUGCUGGGUCAGUUCAGCAACAUCCCCAGUGCCGACGUCAGCAGCGUGCAGAGCCCGCGCAGCGCUGACUACUCGAGCGACGACGACAUGGACGACAGCUACGCGACGCCGGUGUGA